AUGGCAGAGGAUUUGUGCCUGGCUUCUAUUGCCAGGGUCACAAGAGCCGGAGAGCAGUCAGACGACAGGCCGGAGCUGCCGGACGAGGACGGGAUCCUCUCUCGGACUGUCGGCUGGGUCCAGGACAGCCGCUUCAGGCUGACGAUUGAAAGCCACGGCAGGGAGGUCAGACGGAGCGGUAACAUCGACGAGGACGGGCCACAUCGCGGGAACGCCAGAGACGUUUCGUGGUUGAGCAUCCAGAAGCCGGUUGCGGGGAAUGGCGCAAUGACGGCAAAAUCACAGCUGCUGCCCAAGAGUGAGAAACUCAAUCACAUGGGCAAGCAGUUGACGUGCUGGAACCCUUUCAAGCAACGGCGACAUGGGAUCCUGGUCAUUCCCCAAAGAGGCGCAUCGACCUUGGUGGAGCUUGGUGGCCAUGGAUUCCGGAGGGUGGCGGGGCUCGUCUUGCCUCUACCGGCGAGCAAAUCGGACACAAACGGUGCCCGGACGAAGCGACGGAUUCCACUCCUUGCUUCAGAGACAGGCGAGGGAGGAGUCUCGCGUCACGAUCUGCCCGCCUCCUUUGACGGAUCGACCUCAGCCGACCGCCGUCGAUCAUCCGAUCCGGUCAUGGGGCGAAAGGAGGCCAGGCCACACGAGCACCCCCGCUUGUUGCGGACGCGGGCGCCUCAUUGGCCUCCUCUCGAUUUCGGAUACACAACAACGGCCCACCUGGCACAGCGGCAACGGCGCCCCUUCACGACCAGCGGUCCGGUUCCACAGCCAAGGGGCAGCAAGGAGGCCUGGCAGAGGGUGUCCAGCCGUGUGGAACGUCGUGCGGCAUCAGCCCAAGGUCAACCCCCUCUGUGA
Molecule: messenger RNA, 852 nt
Organism: Polychytrium aggregatum
Lineage: Eukaryota; Fungi; Chytridiomycota; Chytridiomycetes; Polychytriales
Exons: 3
Coding region: 1-852 (283 amino acids)
Source: RefSeq, a predicted model, not a curated record